Molecule: messenger RNA, 1364 nt
Organism: Eruca vesicaria subsp. sativa (arugula)
Lineage: Eukaryota; Viridiplantae; Streptophyta; Magnoliopsida; Brassicales; Brassicaceae
Source: the annotation of a GenBank genome assembly
GAAAGCGACAAAAAAAAAAUCCAAUUCUCUCAUCAUCAAAUUCUCUGAGGUGAACUUUGUCAUCAAUUGCUCCGAUGAUUUCGAAGGAUCAUCAUCAUCAUCAUCCGGAUCCUCUGGGUAAAUCAUUCCACAUGAAAUCCUCCUCCUCCGCCGUUUCUCCCUCCUCGUCGAUCACGUUAUCGCAAUCGGCGUGGCUGGAGGUUCGUCUGUUCUACGUCCGCCUCUCCCCCUGCGUCGUCGAGAACGUCCCCGACUCUCUCACCCUCCGUCACCCUCGCCGCGACACCGGCGCGUCCCUCGAGGUUAACGGCGUCCGCGUUCCCCCCUCGCAGACGGCGUCUCUUAAACUCCGGCGCGACAGAGUGGAUCGGGAAUCGUCGGAGGUGACUUACGUGAGCACGGAGGCCGUGCGUGUCACGGGGUCGGUCGAUUUCGAGGUGUACGAUAAGGAGGAGAUGGUUAUGUGUGGGAAUUUAGAUAGAAUCGAAGGUGCGUGGGAUAACGGCACCGUGAGUGAUCCUAAGACUGGAUGGGGAAUGGAUUGUUAUGUUGCUAUGAGAAACAACGGGUCAGGUUCUUCUUCUUCUACCUCUGCGUUUUUCAGAGGCGUUUCGUCUCCCUCUGUGGAGGUUUACAUAGCUGGUUGCUGUGGGGGCGUUCCUGUGAUUUUGACUAAGACGAUUCUGGCGAGUCCAAGGAGGAAGGUGGCUAGACACGUCACGCUCGACGCUAUCCCUGAGGACGAGGACGAGGACGAGGAGGUUGAGAAAGAGCAGGAAGACAAUGUUACCACUGCUGAUGAUGAACAACGGACAAUACAGAUGAUGAAGUCAGAAGUUGAUGAUGACUAUGAAAUGAAAAUGGGAGAGAGGUACUACCCUGAAGGGAUGUACGUGGAUGAGGAUGGUGAACUAUCUUGGUUCAAUGCAGGUGUAAGAGUUGGAGUUGGGAUAGGCCUUGGGAUGUGCCUUGGCGUUGGCAUUGGAGUUGGACUGCUCAUGCGUUCAUAUCAAGCUACUACUAGUAACCUUCGUAGGAGGUUCCUCUGACCAUCUACAUGAAUGAAUGAAAGAAAGAAACGUGGAGAUAGAAUUUUGGUAGAUAGCUGUAUAGAGAGAGUUGUUUUCGUUUUUUCAUCGCUUAUAGUCUUGGCUUUGUUCAUAUAACAUCAGUUUCACAAGUGAGUGUUCCCCCGUCUUGUCUUGAGAGUCAAAGUGCUUUUUUUUUUCUUCUAUUCAAGUCAUUUUGUAUAUGUUGCUGCUUCUGUGUAGAAAAAGAUAUCUCGUGUUGUUUGUUUGUUGUCGCUGCCAGACUCUGGAGGCUAAUGUGUUUGUUCCUUGUCAAGAAGAAAUGAUAUGGCAUAG